CAAGCACUUAUAAUAUUAUUUUUAAAGUCCAAGGUUUGGAGGAGGAAGUUGGUGCUAACAAAUACUUUACGGACGUUUUAAACUCAUUCCCCCCAAGAAGAUGAACAAUAUAGUUCGCAUACAACCAUUGCAGUAUAUCCAUGUGCAAGAUUUGAAUACCAAUAUUACGGUUGUGGAGGUUGGACCCAAAAGCUUGAUUCUUCAAGAUAACCAUGUACUUGUGUCAGAUCCAUGUCCUUUUAUCGUAGUCCCUCCUGGUCACUAUUGCACCAUUGAAAAUCCUGUCAAGAAGCCAUACGAGCCUGGUCAACAAUGUGAUUUACAGCAYGGAUACAGAGAAAUUAGGUUCCAUAAGGAACCAUUUCCUCUUUAUCCUGGCGAAGUAAUGGUUGGUGUUCGAGAUCCAAAAGCAUACCAAAGAGGGAUUAAGAAAUUGCCAGUCAUAGGACCAAACCARGCAAUAAGGCUAGAAGCAAYGAUYGAUCACAAAGAUGGCGACAUAGACMGACUAGCAGGAGACAUGUGGCAACUAGAUGGACCAAUAACCUAUUACCCAACUCCUUUUGCYGAAAUACAAAGCACUAUCAAUGCCAACAUCAUUCAUCCUGGACAGGCACUAAAUCUAUCAGCCAUGCAAGAUCUUGUUGACAAGAAAGGAAAGAAACGUGUUACUGGGGAAGAGUGGCUGGUCAGAGAACCCGGAGCAUACCUUCCUGGAAUCUAUGAAGAGGUUAAAGGUUUAGCAAAAGCACAUACAUUAACACAAGGUGUGGCAUUACACAUGAGAGCAAAGACCACCUGCAUUGAUGCACUGGGAAARAAAAGGUAUGCUGGGGAUGAAUGGCUAGUUACCAUAGAUGAUGUGGAAUCAUAUAUACCAGAAGUUUCUGAGGAACUUGUAAAAGAAGUUGAUAUGGCUGUUUUAUCUAAGGAUGAGUAUUGUGUUGUACUGGACCCCAUUGACAGCAAGGGGAGAAACCAACUGGGAAUAAGAGAACUGCGGAAAGGUGUUGCCAGCUUCUUUCUACACCCUGGAGAGAGAUUACAGAGUGGAAUUCAGAAGGCACACCUGCUUGAAGCUGAUGAAGCUUUAGUCUUAUCUGCUACUGAUAAGUUUGUUGAUGACUCUCUCUCAAAAAAGGUUGAGAGGCAUCCAGGUGAUCGAUGGAUGAUUCUGGGACCAGUAUCUUAUAUUCCACCCAUUCAAGUGAAAGUGGUUACUAAAAGGAAGGCAAUACCUCUAAAUGAAAAUGAAGGCUUAUAUGUGAGAGACAUAAGAAGUGGUGAGGUUCGCUCUGUCAUGGGACCUCAGUCUUACCUCCUCAAUGCCUAUGAAGAACUCUGGUCCAAGGAGCUGCCAGAUAAUGUAGAACUUAUCCUCAAGAAGGGAGGUGGCCAUGGAACAGAGGACAUCAGAAAAAUGGCCUACUUUGACUCUUCGGUCGAUCCAAAUCUGAUGAGUGCACAGGGUAGAGACAAGACGCGUGUUAUCGUCUAUCGUUGUCCUGGAAACACAGCAGUACAGGUGAAUGAUCACAAAAAAGCAACUGCAAGAGUAAUCUUUGGACCUGACUUGGUUAUUCUUGGCCCCCAUGAAAAUUUCAACGUCCUCAGCUUGAGUGCUGGUAAGCCAAAGAAACCCAAYGCCUUACAGACCAUCUGUUUGCUGCUUGGACCAGACUUCAUCACAGACGUAUUCGAGGUGGAGACAUCGGAUCAUGCGCGCCUGAUGAUAAAGAUCGCUAUAAAUAACUAUUUCGAUGUCGACCGUACAGAUCCCGAGUCUGUUCAAGCYAUUUUCGCUGUUCCGGACUUCAUUGGUUUCGUUUGCAAGAAUGUYGCGAGUCGUAUUCGUGGUAGCGUAGCUCAAGUCCCCUUUGACGAGUUCCAUCGAUAUUCUGUCAGGAUCAUCAAGAAGGCAGUUUUCGGCGAAGACGAGAAAGGAGACAUCAAGACAAAACUGAGCUUUGAUGCCAAUAACCUAGUGAUSACUAACGUUGAUAUCCAAAGUAUUGAACCAGUUGAUCCAAACAUGAGAGAGAGUUUGAGCAAAUCUGUGCAGAUGGCCAUCGAAAUCUCUACAAAGUCCAUCGAAAUGUCAGCUGCUCACGAGGCCAAACGAACCGAACAGAUUGCUAAAGGACAGCUAGAAAGACAGAAGUUAAUYAAUGAGAAGGAAGCCGAAGAAGCUCGUAAGAAGCUUUACGAACUCCAAGCUGUUACAGCAGCUGUAGAAUCAUCGGGACACACAAAAGCUGAGGCUCGAGCUAAGGCAGAGAAGUCGUUGAUCGAGGGAGAGAGUGCCAUUGAACUUGCAAAGCUGCGAGCGGAGGCUAACGAGAUCAAACUAACUGCCGAGCUACAUGCUGAUCGAGUUAAACGGGAAGGUGAACUCGAUUUUAUCAGACAACAAAACCAACUAAAAGUGGAAAAGGCRAAAAAGCUUGCAUCGAUCCAGGUGGAAAAGUUCUCAGCUAUGGUGAAAUCUAUCGGACCAAAGACAAUAACGAACAUAGCAGAGUCUGAUCCAAAAUCUCAGAUCAGUCUGCUGCACGGCUUGGGCGUGGAAAAUGUUCUCAUCACUGAUGGCGUCACGCCUUUGAACCUAUUCCAGUCGUCUCAAGGUUUUGUUCACAAUGCUACUAGUCGCUAAUUCAGUACCGUAUUUAUUAGGUAAUAUACUCCCACUGUCUAACUGCCAGUUAUUGGUAUAGAGUCUUAUGCUUUUAUACGAUCCUCUGAUCCAUUCAAUUCCAAACUGAGAUGCAUGUUGAGUCUUUUUAUCUAGGGGCAMUUGGAUGAAAACGCCCCGAUUUUUGAAAGUCCGAAUAAUUGAAGUAUUUGAGGAUAAUAUGACUCAAUUAUAAUUAUGAAAAUAUGAUUAGUGAAAAUUUUAGCCUGGAAGCCACUUGCUAUUGA
Molecule: messenger RNA, 2919 nt
Organism: Actinia tenebrosa (Australian red waratah sea anemone)
Lineage: Eukaryota; Metazoa; Cnidaria; Anthozoa; Actiniaria; Actiniidae
Product: major vault protein
Cellular component (GO): cytoplasm; nucleus
Source: RefSeq, a predicted model, not a curated record